Molecule: messenger RNA, 2857 nt
Organism: Syngnathoides biaculeatus (alligator pipefish)
Lineage: Eukaryota; Metazoa; Chordata; Actinopteri; Syngnathiformes; Syngnathidae
Product: coiled-coil domain-containing protein 149-like
Exons: 13
Coding region: 235-1791 (518 amino acids)
Source: RefSeq, a predicted model, not a curated record
ACGAUUGGUUGAAAGAGAACCACGUGACUCAUGCUAAAGCUACCCAUUGCUUUACCAGUAAACUGUAAAAAUGUGGUAGGUUACUGUUUACAAGAUCAUCUCCGCUGUUUUUGCCUUUUACGUCCAGCUAAUUCACGUUGAUGACAUGAAAACGCCGCUGAAGAUAUUUUAAAGGACUCGUUUAUUUUGAGUCACAGUUUGACGUCAGGGAGGUUUUUCUUGGACGUCACAGAGAUGGAGCCUUGCAGGAGGAACGACGGCGAUUGGCAGGGGAUGGUCAACGAGUUCCUAAUUUGUAAGCGAAAGUUGGAGAGCAAGAAAGAAGCUCUGCUAAUCCUGUCCAAGGAGCUGGACACGUGCCAACAGGAGCGGGAUCAGUACAAGCUGAUGGCAAACCAGCUUCGUGAGCGGCACCAAGGUCUAAAAAAGAAAUACCGGGAGCUCAUUGAUGGAGAUCCAUCUCUGCCUCCUGAAAAACGUAAUCAAGUGAAUUUAGCUCAGCUACUAAGGGACUCAAAAGAAAAAAGCAACCGUCUGUUUGAAGAAGUCAAGGAGCUGAAGCAACGACUGGCUGAAGCUCAAGGGGAUAACAAGCUCCUACGUAUGACCAUCACAAAGCAAAGACUGGGAGAUGACGAGGUAGGCGCUCGCCAUUUCCCAGCGCAUGAACGUGAGGAUCUGGUCAAACAGUUGGAAAGAGCCAGAGAGCAGAAUGAGGUUCUGGAGCACAGCGUGAAGUCUCUCACAGAUGAGCUUCAGGACAUACGAGCAGAGCGCGAUGUGUUCCAGCAGAAGGCUCAUCGUCUCAACGUGGAGAUGAACCACAUUGUCGGGAAUGAUGACGUUCGAAUUUUAGACAUUGAUGCACUUUGCAUGGAGAACAGGUAUCUGCAUGAUCGGUUGUGUCAACUUCAUGAGGAGGUGACCUUGCUCAAGACAAAUCUGGCCAAGUACAAAAGUGCGCUGGAAUGCAGGAAGAAUGCUAAGGUUUGCGAGAAGCCUAACAGCAUCGCACUCACUGGAGUGCUCUCAGCAAAACAAGUGAAGGAACUGCUGUCUGAUGAAAGCGGGUGCACGCUGCCCGUUACCGCCCAGUCCAUCUCGGACCUCAAGUCUUUGGCCACCGCUCUCCUGGAAACCAUCCACGAGAAGAACAUGUUGAUUCAACACCAGCGGCAAAUUAACAAGGUUCUCGGAUGUCGAGUUGCAGAAUUGGAGAAGAAACUCAAAACAUUGGAAACAUCUGGAUUGUGGAGCCUGCCCGGCCUUACUUACCAUAUCUCUGUGGGCUUAUGUGGAAAGGGAAAAGACUCCAACAUCCGUGACUCUCAGCCACCAGCCACACCAGGAGAGUCAGGUUGGAAUUCAUCAGGACAUUCUAGAAAAGAGAGUGAAUCCCCAGCAGAACCUCCCGAGUCGUCGCUCUCCUCUUCCCCUUCAACCGAAGAGGAGGCAUCUCCCGCUCAAAGACGAGGCACACCAAGCGAUCUUGGUGAAGCUGACCAAUCCAAGGAUGAUAAAAGUGCAGAUGAUGUCUUUCCCUCCUUAGUGGACGUGAACAAACCCCUUCUGUCAAAUCCCUCUGAACGGCCGUCUGUGACAUCUACCUUCACAAGCAGAGAAAAUAAUGACGAAGAGGGAGUGGACAACAUUGAAUCGGAUUGUAUCAUAAUAAAGGAGCAUGUCCAUAUUGCGGCGCAAGCCGCCACAUCUGUUCCCUUGGAAAAGGAGCAGGACAUUUGGCAAGAUCAGGCGCUUUCUGUUGGGGCAGACAAUGCGUGUUCUGUUUGAGACGCUAAAGCUGCAAAGUGGAUUAUAAAACCUAAACAAGACAGUUCUGCUUCCACACUGACACCGUAUAUUCCAGGAUAUUUCUAAAGGCUGCUAAUUACGUGACCUACAUUUUGUUUCAGGAACCACCCAAUGAUAUACAAUAGUGCUGGAAAUCAGAGUCACAAAGAUUGUUAUUCUUGUUUCACAAAACUUUAUCUCCGUGAUAGCUGAGGACAUUACACUACAAAGCAAGCCACCAAAGGGUUUUCAUGAAGUACACAGUUUCAUCCUUAAAGUGAAUUGUUGUUCAUUUAUUUGUUGGGUCCAGCACCAAAAUGUUGCAAAUAUUAACCACAGUGAAGAAACUGUUUGACCUUAUAGUGUCUUUGUCAAAGUAAAACUAAACUACAAUAGUACUGAAAGAACAACGCUGCUGUGGCUUAAACAGUUAUAUCAUAUUUUAACAAGGGAAAUGAUGAGAAUCAGACUCAUCUUUAUUUGCCUAGUAAUUAGGGAGAUUGUAAAUCACACUUUUGCCAGAGUGCAAUCUAGAGCAGAUCAAAUUUUAUAUUUUUUUCUCAUUAGGUUAGAUGGAUUUUUGGGGAAAUUUCCAAUUAGUUUGACAAAUUAAUAAUUGAAAAGUAUCAUUGGUGGACAAAAAGCUCCAUUUAACAAAGCUCAAAUAGUUGCAGUACCUGGUUAAUUUAUUCACAAUAUUUUCAGAGACACUUUGAGUGAAUUUUGGUGGAUUUUGUCAUUUACAAGCAUUUAUUAGUAAAACUAAAAAUGUGACUCCACAUUUUUUAAGAAUAUGCUUAUGUAUCAAGAAGACGAGGUGUCACUGGAUGAAGGAUAAGCAAAUUUGCCUCUCUGAUCUGAGGAAGUGGCUUUGAAUCUUUUGUGAUAAGUAGUCCGCUACACUGUAUUUCAUUUAAGAUUGUAAGAUGUUUUUGUCAUUGUGCAGGUACAAUGACAUCUUGGUGGAGCAAUUACCAGGAGAGGUCCUUGUGUGUUAUGACAGCGCUAACGGGAAAAUGUAUUUCUUCAAAAUAAACCACUUUUCACACACAUUAUUGCAAAGAAA